AUGGCUGCUCUGUGGACCCUCAUCCUGGUCACUGCCUCAGGAAUCCAAGCCAUAGAUACAUCUCAUCCCAGGAAUUCUGCUCAACAUCAUCUCAUCAAGAAGCUAUUACAGAAAUACCACAAGGAAGUGAGACCCGUUCACAAUUGGAGCAAGGCCAUUACAAUACACCUUGAUCUAUUAAUCCAUGCAGUAUUGGAUGUGGAUGCACAAAAUCAGAAAUUGAAGACAAGUGUAUGGUACCGAGAGGUUUGGGAUGAUGAGUUUUUGUCUUGGAACACCAGCAUGUUUGAUGAAAUUAGAGAGCUCUCCCUACCUCUAAGUGCCAUCUGGGCCCCUGAUAUCAUUAUUAAUGAGUUUGUGGACAUUGAAAGAUCACCUGACUUUCCCUAUGUUUAUGUGAACUCAUCUGGGACCAUUAAGAACUUUAAGCUCAUCCGGGUGGUGUCUGUAUGCAAUUUAGAGACAUACGCUUUCCCAUUUGAUAUCCAGAAUUGCAGCCUAACCUUCAAUAGUGUUCUGCACACAGUGGAAGAUGUAGACCUGGCCUUCUUGAGGAGCAGAGAAGACAUUAAGCAUGAUAAAAAGGCAUUUUUGAAUGACAGUGAGUGGGAACUUCUUUCUGUGCCCUCAACAUACAACAUCCUGGAGAGCAGCGCUGGAAAUUUUGCCCAGAUUCAGUUUAAUGUGGUGAUUCGCAGGCGCCCAUUGGUCUACAUAGUGAGCCUGCUGAUUCCCAGCAUCUUCCUAAUGCUUGUGGACCUGGGAAGCUUCUACCUUCCACCCAACUGCCGUGCCAGGAUUGUGUUCAAGACAAGUGUGCUCGUGGGCUAUACUGUCUUCAGGGUCAACAUAUCUGAUGAGGUGCCAAGGAGUGCAAUGAGCACCCCUCUGAUUGGGAUCUUCUUCACAGUCUGCAUGGUGUUCUUGGUCCUCAGCUUAUCUAAGUCCAUCCUACUGAUCAAAUUCCUUCAUGAUGAGCAGCACAGUGGGCAGGAACGGCCCCUUUUGUGCCUUCGAGGGGACACAGAUGGUGAUGGGACUAGAAUGGAUCCCAGGACCCAGCUUGCUGGGGCAACAGAGUCAUCUUCCAGCUGUCAAGAGCAGCAGGUCCAGUCAGGGACCCUGAAAGAAGUCUGGUCGCAGGUGAGAUUCAUAAAUGACUACCUCCGGGCUCAGGAGCAGGCUGACCAACAGGAAAUCAAGUGGCUGGCCCUUCUAUACCGCUUUGACCGACUGCUCUUUCGAAGCUACCUCAUUGUACUGGGGCUCUACACCAUCACCCUGUGUUCCCUCUGGUCCCUGUGGAGCGGCUUGUGA
Molecule: messenger RNA, 1317 nt
Organism: Orycteropus afer afer
Lineage: Eukaryota; Metazoa; Chordata; Mammalia; Tubulidentata; Orycteropodidae
Gene: HTR3B
Product: 5-hydroxytryptamine receptor 3B
Biological process (GO): nervous system process; chemical synaptic transmission; signal transduction
Cellular component (GO): postsynaptic membrane; synapse; neuron projection
Molecular function (GO): neurotransmitter receptor activity; extracellular ligand-gated monoatomic ion channel activity; transmembrane signaling receptor activity
Source: RefSeq, a predicted model, not a curated record